Molecule: messenger RNA, 445 nt
Organism: Notothenia coriiceps (black rockcod)
Lineage: Eukaryota; Metazoa; Chordata; Actinopteri; Perciformes; Nototheniidae
Product: 1-phosphatidylinositol 3-phosphate 5-kinase-like
Exons: 4
Biological process (GO): neutrophil chemotaxis; melanosome organization; regulation of reactive oxygen species biosynthetic process
Cellular component (GO): cytoplasmic vesicle; vesicle membrane
Molecular function (GO): 1-phosphatidylinositol-5-kinase activity; 1-phosphatidylinositol-3-phosphate 5-kinase activity
Source: RefSeq, a predicted model, not a curated record
AUGAUGAUGAUGUUUGUUGUGUUUCCCUCCAGCUGUAAGGAGUAUAAAACGGCGCUGGAUGAUCUGUCCAAAGCUUCCAACACAGGCGGGGACGAGACUCCAGUGGUCACCAGUGCUGGAGAGAGUCGGACUAAGAGCAGCCCAGCCAGGCCCAGCGAGUCGGUGUCAUCUCAGCACAGCCGCACCAGCAUGGACUCGGAUCCUCUCAAGGAUGCAGACUUGUCAGAUAAACAGAAAAAACAAACCAUGAAUCCACACGUCGAGCUACAAUUCUCCGAUGCUAACGCUAAGUUUUACUGCCGGGUCUACUACGCUGAGGAGUUCCACCAGAUGAGAGAGCAGAUCAUGGAGAGCUCGGAGGAAGACUUCGUCCGCUCGCUGUCGCACUGCGUCAACUGGCAGGCCCGCGGGGGGAAGUCUGGAGCCGUCUUCUACGCUACAGAAG